GUAGCGAUCAAGCAAGCCCUACCAGUUGGGUUGAGUUGAGGCGCAGUGGUGCCGUGCCUCUUUCUUUCAAGGCUGCCAUUCUCGUUUGACAGCGCCGUUUCGAUCGUGCACUCUUUGUCGACGUCUCCCCCGAUUUCCCUCCGCUACUAUUCAUUGCACACCAAAAUGGCUGGAUCUGCACCAGAAGGAUCUCAGUUCGAUGCCCGCCAGUAUGACGCGAAGAUGGAGACCAUCUUGGGCGGCGAGGGAGAGGACUUCAUUUCCACAUGGGAGGAGGUCCACGAGACGUUCGACGUGAUGGGUCUUCACGAGAACCUUCUGAGGGGCAUUUAUGCGUACGGUUUCGAGAAGCCGUCGGCCAUCCAGCAGCGCGGAAUCGUGCCGUUCACGAAGGGGUUGGACGUGAUCCAGCAAGCCCAGUCCGGUACGGGUAAGACCGCGACGUUUUGCUCAGGCAUCCUGCAGCAGUUGGACUACCAGCUUUUGGAGUGCCAAGCCUUGGUGUUGGCACCCACCCGUGAGCUGGCCCAGCAGAUCGAGAAGGUGAUGCGCGCACUGGGCGACUACCUUCAGGUGAAGGUGCACGCGUGCGUGGGAGGAACCAGUGUGAGGGAGGACCAGAGGAUUUUGCAGGCGGGUGUGCACGUGGUGGUGGGAACACCCGGGCGUGUGUACGACAUGUUGCGCAGGAAUGCGCUGCGCGCGGAUUCCAUCAAGUGCUUCGUGCUGGACGAGGCCGAUGAGAUGCUUUCUCGGGGUUUCAAGGACCAGAUUUACGACAUCUUCCAGCUGCUGCCCCAGAAGCUUCAAGUGGGCGUGUUCUCCGCCACCAUGCCCCCGGAAGCCCUCGAGAUCACGAGGAAGUUCAUGAACAAGCCGGUGAAGAUCCUGGUGAAGAGGGACGAGUUGACGCUGGAGGGUAUCAAGCAGUUCUACGUGAACGUGGACCGCGAGGAGUGGAAGUUGGACACCCUGUGCGACCUGUACGAGACAUUGGCGAUCACCCAGAGCGUGAUCUUCAUCAACACCCGGCGGAAGGUGGACUGGUUGACGGACAAGAUGCGCGCCCGUGACCACACCGUGUCGGCCACUCACGGAGACAUGGAUCAGAACACCCGGGACAUCAUCAUGCGAGAGUUCCGUUCGGGGUCUUCCCGAGUUUUGAUCACAACGGACCUGUUGGCGCGGGGUAUCGACGUGCAGCAGGUGUCUUUGGUGAUCAACUACGACCUGCCAACUCAGCCGGAGAACUACCUUCACCGUAUCGGUCGCAGUGGGCGGUUCGGGCGCAAGGGAGUAGCGAUAAACUUUGUGACGAAGGAGGACGAGCGCAUGCUCCAGGACAUCCAGAGGUUCUACAACACCGUGGUUGAGGAGCUCCCGUCGAAUGUCGCGGAUCUUCUGUAGGUCGGGGAUAGUUCUGCAGCAGCACAAGGAUCGGGAGCAGUAUUUUCUCAAGGUCUGCUUAAGGAUCCUGUGUAAAGUUUUGGAACGGCUCCUUUGUUAGAAUCCACGUCGUUGUCGCCUGUCGGUUCUGCCCAUAUGCGUUUGUACUGCGGUGGUGCAUUACGCUUGCUAGUCUGAAGAGAAGGAACAGUGGGAGAUGCGGCCUCGAGAGGCCUUGAGUUGCAGAUUUAGGGGCAGAGGCAUGUGGGUCCCAAAUGAGGCCAAAUUCCUGGUAAUUAGAAUAUAUGGAGUAUUUUUGAGCGAAUUUUGUUUCUGAUUGUAAUUUCUUUUACGAGAGCCACGUGAUUCAGCCACUUGCUGUCGGUGUUACUGUGGGGGUGGGUCGAUUGCCCUCGCCUUGGCCACAGGGAGGCUUUGCGUGUUGUACUGCCGGGAAUGCAGACGGUGGUGGUGCGAGGAAGACCGUUAGCAAUUCAGGGGGUUACGUGCCGCUAUCGCAAGAGUAGUGCCGUCGCAUUGUGCUCCGUCAUUAACCAACAGCGGGUGAAGAUGUGAGGUGUUUGGUUGGGUGAUGUGUAGGUAUUGUGCUGUGCAUCUGUGCAAACGUUGUGGGCUACGGGUCCGGGACUGAUGCAGGGUCAUCGAUACGACGUCUUGUUGUUUUUGUUGCAGUGGGUGUAUGGAGUGUGUUGGUCAGUCGGAGCACUUCCAUUAUCUCGGGCUAUGGCACCGGUUGGUUGAGUGAAGUGGGGCGUCGAUUUGGAGAAUGUGUGUCGUUACCUAGGUCGUCGAUGGUUGUCGAUGUUGGUGCGAGGAAGGACGAGCAGUGAUUGGUCACUUUGGAGGGUCCUCUCUGGGUCGUUUGAGGCGUGGUUGCUCGAGUUGUCGCAAGGUUGCGAGCAUGCGGAGCCAGGUAGUGCAGGUAGGCGAGGGGAACGUAUACGUGGAUUAGAACAGCGCAAAUAUCACCAACCACGGGGUUCCUACGAUUGUUUUUAGGCUGCGUGUGUCAAUCGGACUGGGUCCACGAGCGGGGUUGAGGUGAUGAUGGCCAGCUGAACGUAAUUCUUUACUUGUAGGAGUCAGAGCUGACGGGGAAUGAGGGACUGCAAGGUCGUUUGUGUACCGCUGGGGACCUAGAAGCAUGGAGAAGUCAUUGGAUGCGUACAAGUCGCAGUGCAAGUCGCACCACCAUAUCGUUUUCCUCGCACUCUUGGGGUGGCGUAGGGGUACAGGGGGGCACACAUUACCAUACUCGUAAUGUACUUUGAUAGAUUUUGAGCUUUUGAUGGUCCCAGAAUAGGGCAGAGAAGUGAAGGGACAAAUCAUGUUAAUUGUUUGGAAGGUGAUGGGUCCUCGAAUAUUUACCAGGCUUUUCGGAGCCCCCUCUCGGGUGGCGGUGGAGCUAACUUCACCUUU
Molecule: messenger RNA, 2826 nt
Organism: Physcomitrium patens
Lineage: Eukaryota; Viridiplantae; Streptophyta; Bryopsida; Funariales; Funariaceae
Product: eukaryotic initiation factor 4A-10
Molecular function (GO): ATP binding; nucleic acid binding; RNA helicase activity
Source: RefSeq, a predicted model, not a curated record